Messenger RNA from Brachypodium distachyon (stiff brome), 3443 nucleotides. Its product is annotated as calcium-transporting ATPase 3, endoplasmic reticulum-type. The record is from RefSeq and is a predicted model, not a curated record. Lineage: Eukaryota; Viridiplantae; Streptophyta; Magnoliopsida; Poales; Poaceae. The coding region runs from base 134 to 3154 and encodes 1006 amino acids. Gene Ontology annotation, molecular function: ATP hydrolysis activity; P-type calcium transporter activity; ATP binding. Gene Ontology annotation, cellular component: membrane. The transcript is spliced from 34 exons. Gene Ontology annotation, biological process: calcium ion transmembrane transport; intracellular calcium ion homeostasis.
AAGCCAAAACCCAAAGUGAGAAAUCCGGCCACUUCUCCGUUAGCCGCACCACCGUGAUCAGUCCAGUCCUCCCCGCCUCGCCCCCUCCGUCCCCAAGCUUCCGCUCCCCCUCGCUCGUCGGCGCUGGUCUACCAUGGAGGACGCCUACGCAAAAUCUGUAGCGGAGGUGCUCGAAGCGUUCGGCGUGGAUCGAACUAAGGGCCUCUCCGACUCGCAGGUGGAGCAGCAUGCGAUGCUUUACGGCAAAAAUGUGUUACCCCAAGAAGAAAGUACCCCCUUCUGGAAGUUAGUUUUGAAGCAGUUUGAUGAUUUACUUGUCAAAAUAUUGAUAGCAGCUGCCGUAGUGUCCUUCCUUUUAGCUCGACUGAAUGGUGAAACUGGAUUAACAGCAUUUUUGGAACCAUCUGUCAUAUUUAUGAUACUAGCAGCAAAUGCAGCAGUUGGUGUGAUCACAGAAACAAAUGCUGAAAAAGCUCUCGAGGAGUUGCGAGCAUAUCAAGCUGAUGUUGCAACAGUGUUGCGCAACGGUUGCUUUUCUAUACUUCCAGCAACAGAACUUGUCCCUGGAGAUAUUGUAGAAGUGGGAGUUGGUUGCAAAGUUCCAGCUGACAUGAGAAUGGUCGAAAUGCUAAGUCAUCAACUGCGUGUUGACCAGGCAAUUCUGACAGGGGAAAGCUGUUCAGUGGCUAAAGAACUUGAUUCAACUUCAGCAAUGAAUGCUGUCUACCAAGACAAAACAAACAUUCUUUUCUCGGGUACUGUUGUUGUAGCUGGUAGAGCAAGAGCUGUUGUUAUUGGUGUUGGUUCUAACACUGCAAUGGGAAGUAUACGUGAUGCAAUGCUGAGAACAGAGGAUGAAGCAACUCCACUGAAGAAAAAACUGGAUGAAUUUGGCACUUUUCUGGCAAAGGUCAUAGCAGGGAUCUGUAUUCUUGUUUGGGUUGUAAAUAUUGGCCAUUUCCGAGAUCCUUCUCAUGGUGGCUUUCUUAGGGGAGCCAUUCAUUAUUUUAAGGUAGCUGUUGCCCUUGCUGUUGCAGCCAUUCCAGAAGGUCUCCCAGCUGUGGUAACAACGUGCUUAGCUCUUGGUACCAAGAGAAUGGCUCGUUUGAAUGCCAUUGUCAGGUCUCUGCCCUCUGUAGAGACAUUAGGAUGCACUACAGUCAUUUGCAGUGAUAAAACUGGUACUCUUACGACAAACAUGAUGUCUGUAUCCAAGGUAUGCGUUGUGCGGUCUGUGCACCAGAGACCAAUAACUGAUGAGUACUCUAUUAGUGGAACAACAUUUGCUCCAGAUGGGUUCAUAUAUGACGCCGGUGAAUUGCAGCUGGAGUUUCCUCCUCAAUCCCCAUGUCUCCUUCAUAUAGCCAUGUGCUCAGCUCUUUGCAACGAGUCAACAUUACAGUACAACCCUGAUAAAAAAAGUUAUGAGAAAAUUGGAGAGUCCACUGAAGUUGCUUUGCGUGUGCUGGUGGAGAAGGUCGGACUUCCUGGUUUUGAUUCAAUGCCUUCAGCCCUGAACAUGCUAAGCAAGCAUGAGCGUGCAUCAUACUGCAAUCAUUAUUGGGAAAAUCAGUUCAGAAAGGUUAUAUUUCUCUAUGUUGACAUUGCUACAUUAACUCCCCACCCCCACCCCCUACGUCCAUUAGUCCAUUCUCGAAAACAACAGGAGAUCAUGUUUUCAAAGGGUGCCCCUGAAAGUGUAAUGGCUAGAUGCACACAUAUAUUGUGCAACCAUGAUGGUUCUUCUGUACCAUUGACUAUGGACAUACGUAAUGAGCUGGAGGCUAGAUUUCAAAGUUUUGCAGGAAAAGAUACCCUAAGGUGCUUAGCAUUAGCAUUAAAACGAAUGCCAGAAGGUCAACAAAGUCUUUCCUAUGAAGAUGAGACAAAUCUCACAUUUAUAGGAUUGGUUGGGAUGCUUGACCCUCCAAGAGAAGAAGUUUGUGAUGCUGUCCAGUCUUGUAUGUCUGCAGGGAUUCGUGUUAUUGUUGUUACUGGGGAUAACAAGUCCACUGCAGAAUCUCUGUGUCGGCAAAUUGGUGCUUUUGAGCAUUUGGAUGACUUUACUGGGUAUUCAUAUACAGCAUCAGAAUUCGAAGGGCUUCCUCCCUUGGAAAGGGCAAAUGCAUUGCGAAGGAUGGUUCUGUUUUCCAGAGUGGAACCUUCUCAUAAAAAGAUGCUUGUUGAAGCCUUGCAAUCACAAAAUGAAGUGGUUGCAAUGACGGGUGAUGGUGUCAAUGAUGCACCUGCCCUGAAGAAAGCAGAUAUAGGAAUAGCAAUGGGAUCAGGAACUGCAGUUGCAAAGAGUGCUUCAGACAUGGUAUUGGCUGAUGACAACUUUGCUACAAUUGUCGCAGCUGUCGCAGAGGGAAGGGCCAUAUAUAAUAACACCAAGCAAUUUAUUCGGUACAUGAUUUCAUCAAAUAUUGGGGAGGUAGUUUGUAUUUUUGUGGCAGCAGUGCUUGGAAUGCCUGACACACUUGUACCUGUCCAGCUACUCUGGGUAAACCUUGUCACUGAUGGGUUGCCUGCAACUGCAAUUGGUUUUAACAAGCCUGAUGGCAACAUCAUGACAGUUAAGCCUCGUAAGGUUAACGAAGCUGUGGUCAGUGGAUGGCUCUUUUUCCGUUAUUUGGUCAUCGGUGCUUAUGUUGGUCUUGCUACUAUAGCGGGGUUUGUUUGGUGGUUUGUUUAUUCUGAAAAUGGUCCUAGAUUGCCAUACUCUGAAUUGGUCAAUUUUGAUUCAUGUUCAACCAGGCAAACUUCAUAUUCUUGCAGCAUCUUUGAGGAUCGUCAUCCAUCAACAGUUUCAAUGACUGUUCUUGUUGUUGUCGAGAUGUUUAAUGCGUUGAAUAACCUAAGUGAAAAUCAGUCUCUCCUUGUCAUUCACCCAUGGAGUAACCUAUGGCUUGUUGGGUCAAUCAUUCUGACAAUGCUUCUUCACAUGUCAGUCUUGUAUAUGGAACCCCUGUCAGCUCUUUUCUCAGUGUCUCCAUUAUCUUUGGCUGAGUGGAAAGUUGUUCUCUAUCUAUCCUUCCCUGUAAUUUUGAUUGAUGAGGUUCUGAAAUUUUUCUCAAGAAGCUCUCGAGCCCGGUUAUCCCCUUUACGGUUAUGGAGACGGGAGAUACUUCCAAAAGAAGCUCGGGAUAAUUAAUUUUAGGAUUCAGCAGACUGAGAUUGAUAUAGACAUGAAGCUCGACUUUUAGUUGCGGUAAAACUGAUUUUGGCUAAUCUUUUGGAGUUGAACGCUGACAACAUUGUAGGAUUCUUUUUUUUUGUGUACCUCGUUUUGUGGAUUAUGCCAAAACAACGAUUAGCAUGAACUACACGAUCUGUUAAUGUGAAAAGAUGAGUGAAGGCACUUUUGGAUGUAUGUUGUAAUAUCUAGUAGUUAUAUAUGGGCAGAAUGUUCGUACUUGUAAUGGACACUUCAGUCGUGUUUU